AUCUGUCAAAGUCAUGCCUUGUUUCUUAUAAACAACCUGUUCAAACUACAUCUCCUUCAGAGAAUAUUGACAAAGACUUCUCUUGUGAAAUAAUUUGUCAAUGCGUGCAGAAUGCAAAUUCAAAUCGACCGGUACAGUGACACCGGUUUUCGCUCGUGGUGGGGAGUCUGGAGGAAGAGAAGAGAAUGGCGUCUGUCAGACUGACUGGAGCACUGGAGUUACGUUCGCGGGCCCGUGCAGAGGUUAGUUGAUAGUGCGCUGUGAAAAAAGGAACGUGGGUGAUUUUGCGAAGGUCGGGGUGUUUGCUCGAGUGAGACGUGAAAUUGUGCUCAAAUUUGUCAGGAAAGGUUAUGACCAUGUGCUUCGUCGACGAGUCUCGUGCUUCGUGCGAGUGUCGUUGACGUUUCUUGUGUCAGUGUUCUCGUCCCUCUCCCUCCUGAAUCUCUGGACCUUCUGCGUGCGAUGCCAUAUGACAGGUGCGUCGAGAGCGUGGAAAUUGGAAAAGAGGAGCAGGAUUUGCGGAUAAUGAUAAUUCAGUGCUGGGAUAAAUGGAUCACGUAAUGCGGAUUACAGAAAGCCCAGAGUGCAGCGAAGAGGAGCCAAGAUUUCCUUUAAGUUAGGCUAUGAGCGCUGACAAUGGGGACGACUCCUUGAUUCCGUGAAGAGCUUUUCGGAAGGAAAAAUUUGGUAUCGAUUUCAACAAUAGCAUAUCAGGGUUUGAAACAAUGUCGAUUUUUCAGCGAAUUAAAGCAAUUAAGAUAUUAAUCGAUACGUGAAGGUUGAAAUUUGUUGUGGUGAUUCGAUUGGAAGAAAGCUAGGGGAGAAAGGAGGCAUCUCCAUUGUGGAUGCUGUGGCCUGUGUUGGGGGAUGACGGGCUGAGGCCCUCGUCGCCUCCGGGGGCGGCCAAUGUCAAGGGGUUCAACAGACUGACGCCCCUUCUCCUAUGCGCCCCUUGCAAGCCAACUAUUAGAAAAAUCCAGAGUUCCACCCAGUGGUACGUCCAGCAGCCCACAUGGCGUCUCUGGGGCGAGGAAAGAGGUGAUGGUGUCAUAUACACGGUGUACCUGAAAAAAGUUCGAUACCAUAGACCAACUAGAAGCGUGUCAGCAUCGGACUCGGACGAUGAAAUAUCUCAUCUCGAGUGGGAAACUGUGAGGGUCCGUUUUCUAAAGGCUGGUACCGUCCAGAGGCUAGUCGAGAGUCUCGCUAACGAUGAUGGAGAACUCGAGUCGACCUACAUUAACGUAUUUUUGGCGACAUAUCGCGCUUUUACGAGCCCGCAAGAAGUUCUGGAACUUUUGUUGGUCAGGUACGAUUCUCUGGACGAGAAUGCUGGGGCACUUACGGGUGAGCAGCAUCGAAAAACUCUUGUCCAGGCUCUCCAUGUGUGGUUGGACGCCUACCCUGGGGAUUGGUGCUCACCGCCGAAUCAUCCUCUCCUCAUGAGACUCCUAGACUUCACGCAUCGACGAUUACCUGGUUCCGAACUCGAACUCAAGGCCAGGCAUCGACUGCACAGGUUUUCGCAACGAGAGGGGCAGACAGACUCUUGCCUUCCUUAUGACAAUAGUCGUCUGGCCUUACACGGACCGACGGACUUGAUAGGCGAUCAUUGGCCGACCUACAUUUUUCCCGAGGUGCCCCACCGACAUUUCGCAGAGCAGUUGACGCGAAUGGAUGCCGAAGUGUUCAAAAAAUUAAUAGCACACCAAUGCCUGGGAGCAGUUUGGUCCCGAAGAGAUCGCUCUCGAAGUCACGAUGCAGCCACCGUUUUGGCGACCGUCAAUCAAUUCAACGCCGUGUCUCUUCGAGUCAUGUCCACCGUUCUCAAAGACUUGACAUUAAAACCUCACGAGCGAGCGAGAAUCCUUGAAACCUGGAUCGACAUCGCGCAGGAACUGAGGGUCGUAAAAAACUUCAGUAGUCUUAAGGCCAUCGUCUCUGGUCUUCAAAGUAAUCCGGUCUACAGGCUGGAAAAGUGUUGGCAGUGCAUGCCUCGUGAAAAACACGAAGUCUUUCGAGAACUCGAGAGGAUAUUCUCCGAAGAAAAUAAUGCCUGGACUCAAAGAGAGCUGCUGAUUAAAGAAGGCACUGCAAAAUUUGCUGACACUGCGGGCAGAAGCGAUAGGCAUCUGCAGAAGAUUUUUCAAAAACAGAAUACUCAUGCGGGAAAUAUUAGUUACGGCACAAUUCCUUACCUAGGGACCUUUCUGACUGAUUUAACGAUGAUAGACACAGCGAUUCCCGACACGAUAGCCGAAGGACUCAUCAACUUUGACAAAAGAAGAAAAGAAUUUGAAGUCCUCGCGAGAAUCAGACUUCUGCAGGGAGCAGCAAAUGCCUAUAAUUUCCCGACAGACCCCAUCUUCGACAGAUGGUUUCAUUCCAUUGCUGUGCUCGAUGAUCGGGAGGCAUACAAACUCAGUUGCCAAAUUGAAACCCCUCCUCCAGGACACACAUUGAACAUCAACAAUAAAGUCAAGAAGAAACCGAAUCAUCAGGGCCACCGUAAAAACGACUCGAUAGCCUCAACUUCGAGUUCCAGCAGUUCCCAGUUCUACUGUGACCUGGAUUCUUUGCCCAGUUCUCCGCACAAUUCCCUGGACCGGAGAACCUCGCCAUCUCAGAUGUCCAGUUCAUCUUCCAGUUCAUCUCUUCCAUCUCUGGACGUUUCCCUAAGUUCCGGAGGAGGAGGAGGAGGAGGAGGAGGAGGAGGAGGAGGAGGAGGCGCUUCCUCUGGUCACAAUUCCCGUCUAGCACCUCAAGUUGCCGUCACAGCCAAUGGCAGUAGUCCCAGCCACCCUGGACUUCCAAGUCCAAGUCAUUCGCACAAAAGUUCUCCCGAUUUUUAUAUAAUUAAAGUAACGAUGGAGAGCGACAACGUCGAAACAGACGGCGUGGUUCUUUACAAAUCGAUCAUGCUCUCAAACAAUGAGAGGACCCCUCAAGUAAUUCGCAACGCGAUGCUUAAACUGGGAAUUGAGGGCAGUCCAGAUCAGUACACUUUGGCUCAAGUGUUGCCGGAUCGGGAAAUGGUUCUGCCCAAUUCAGCAAAUGUUUAUUAUGCCGUCAACACUGCGCACAAUUUGAAUUUCAUCCUUCGACCCAGGCGAGAUGUGAACGACGGGGCCACGGACAGUCCGAAAAACAAAACGCCUAAUCACAAACGGUAGUCUUAGUUAAUUAUUUACGCAUUUACGAAAGAGCAGCGGCUGCUCAGAGACUGUAAGAAUUCUCGAAAUGACUUUUAAAGAUCUGUUUGAGAAAACCUGUAUUAUUUUUUUCUUUUCUUCACAGGGAAAAGACGUACUCUGCCAGAAAUUUUAUUAUGCCUUUUACGAAUCGAUCGUUGACUAGAUUAGGGGAGAUUCGCGGCUUUCUCAUAUCAUGAUAAAUCGAUAUUAGUACUGACGAUUUAGUUGUUGUUUGUAAAUCUAAACGUGUGAGAGGUUUGACGAUAUAGUACAAUUGCAGCGGAUGAAUCUCCUUGUAUAUUUAUAUUUUUUUAGUGCAAUCAAGUCCGGAUUACUGUUGUAUUUCGUGAGAAAUGUUCAGCGACUUGAACGGAGACGUUAAAUAUUAAACCAAUGAAUUAAGGCCCAUUCAGGUGUGAGUGGGUGGGCUCUCCAUUGUGGAGAGGGGUUUAUUGUUCAGUAAUUAAGAAUGCUCCACGUAUGACCCGUUAAACUUUUCAAGAAUUCGAAUAAUUUCCAGGUUUAUCUGAUUAGACAUAGAGCCUGCAGAAAAAUUCAUUCGGAUAAACUUUAGGUCGUUUUUAACUUCUCUUUUUCUUAUUUAAAGUAAUUUGACGUUGUUCAGUUUUUCAGGUCAAUAUUCAAAACAUAAGAA
Belonocnema kinseyi is the source of this 3849-nucleotide messenger RNA. RefSeq names its product ral guanine nucleotide dissociation stimulator (gene Rgl). Gene Ontology annotation, cellular component: plasma membrane. The record is from RefSeq and is a predicted model, not a curated record. The transcript has 7 exons. The coding region runs from base 846 to 3173 and encodes 775 amino acids. Gene Ontology annotation, biological process: positive regulation of GTPase activity; Ras protein signal transduction. Gene Ontology annotation, molecular function: guanyl-nucleotide exchange factor activity. NCBI's taxonomy places the organism in Eukaryota, Metazoa, Arthropoda, Insecta, Hymenoptera, Cynipidae.